AUUGUCACUUUUCUUAUACUAGGUGUGGUUGCAAAGGGACGAGGAAAAGGUCUUAGAUCUAUGUCUAAUGCUCGAGGAGUGCGAACAAUGAACAAAAACUACUUGAGUGUUGAUAAAGGACAUAUUCCAUCUUUUUCAUCUACUGAAGAACUUAUGCAAUACAUCAAAACAAAUUCAUCAAGUGCUCAAGGGAAGUCUCAAGGGCUUAAAUCUAUGUGCUCAAUUGAAGAUUCUGAAAAUGAGGAGCGAUCUUUCAAUCAAAAUGCUCGUUAUGUGAGUCAAAGUAUGUCAAGACCUUCUGCAUCUCAAGGAUGGCGAACAAUGAAUAAAAAGUUUUUGGCUUCUGAGAAAGAGCAUAAGCAAGUUGAUGUUCCAAUUUCUCUUUCUACUGAUGAUGUUAUGGAGUCCACCUCAACAUUUGAAACAAGUAUGAUUUCUUAA
Molecule: messenger RNA, 441 nt
Organism: Solanum tuberosum (potato)
Lineage: Eukaryota; Viridiplantae; Streptophyta; Magnoliopsida; Solanales; Solanaceae
Exons: 2
Coding region: 61-441 (126 amino acids)
Source: RefSeq, a predicted model, not a curated record